Guillardia theta CCMP2712 is the source of this 774-nucleotide messenger RNA. RefSeq lists its product as hypothetical. Gene Ontology annotation, molecular function: protein binding. The record is from RefSeq and is a predicted model, not a curated record. The transcript has 3 exons. NCBI's taxonomy places the organism in Eukaryota, Cryptophyceae, Pyrenomonadales, Geminigeraceae. Bases 1 to 774 code for a protein of 257 amino acids.
AUGCCGCUCCUGAUCAUCCUCCACCUUCAUGGUGUCAGCGGCACCAGUACGACCAACAUCUGUCAGUGCCCUUUGAAUUGGAAUCCGGUGUGUGGAACUGGCGUGGUCGCGCCCAAAGUGACCUUCGUGAACGAGUGUUUCUCCAAGUGCUCCUGUUCUUUCGCUGAGCGGAGUACGUGUGAUGUGAUGCAGGGAGAGUGUCCGCUUGUAAACCAGAGCAAGGCGUGCCCCAACCUUCCCUUGAAUCUGGACAUCUCCUCCGCAUACCUUGAGUGGUCCAAAAAUCCAAGCACGUUCAAUCUGGUGGUGGACGUACGGACAGCUGAGGAGUACGUAGGGGAAUCAAAGAACAACAAGAUUGGUCACAUCCCAGAUGCAAUCCUUGUCGAGUCUCUGGUCGACAAUCCUUCGGCUGCCGACAUGCUGCUUCCUUGCAAGAAUGUUGCCAUGCUCGUGGUUUGCCGGACUGGUGUACGGUCGUUGGCAGCUGCCGAUAUCUUGCGACAGAAAGGGUACCCCUGCGUGUUCAACAUGGAUGGAGGCACACUAGCAUGGAGCCAAGCAGGAUUUCCAACAGUGAAGGGGAUUUCAAACACCACCAGCGUUCUUGCCAGUUGCAACCAACCAGGACAACAUGUCUGGAGUCAAUCCAAAGGUGCUGGAGCUGUGGUUGGUGGGAUGUGGGUCGAGGAGGGUCAGAAGAUUGGAGCCAACCGCAUGAUUGGGCUGUUCUCCGGAUUUCUAGUGCUCUGGAAGAUCCUACUUCUUUUGUAA